Closterium sp. NIES-65 is the source of this 510-nucleotide messenger RNA. Lineage: Eukaryota; Viridiplantae; Streptophyta; Zygnematophyceae; Desmidiales; Closteriaceae. The record is from the annotation of a GenBank genome assembly.
AUGCGGCAAGAUGCAUCACAGCAUACAGCUCCCUUCCGCCAUCUUCUUCCCCCCAUCUUCCCCCUCUCGCCCUUCCCCUCUCCCCCGUCCCUCUCUCCCCCGUUCGCCUUCCUUCCCCGCCAACCCUUGCGCUUUUCCGCCCUCCCCUGUCGCGUGCAGACAGCGCGCGGAACCACAAGACAUAGCGCGCAACCACGAGACAUCACACGCAAUCACAAGGUGCGGCGGCAGUACAGCCUGCAGCUGAACGAGAACGAGAUGGUGCAGAAGGAGCUGGAGCUACUAGAGGAGGAUGCGAAGGUGUUCAAGCUGAUAGGCCCGGUGCUCGUGCCACAAGACCUGGCAGAGGCCCGGGCAAACGUGGGGAAGCGGCUGGAAUACAUCUCUAGUGAAGUUAAGCGGCUGGAGGGGGCACUGAAGCAGCUAGAGCAGAAGCAAGCAUCAAAACAGCAGGACAUCAUGCAAGCACAACGAAAGCUUCAAGCGUUCCAUGCACAACGGAGGCAAUAA